Molecule: messenger RNA, 6996 nt
Organism: Rhineura floridana
Lineage: Eukaryota; Metazoa; Chordata; Lepidosauria; Squamata; Rhineuridae
Exons: 4
Coding region: 299-4033 (1244 amino acids)
Molecular function (GO): GTP binding; protein binding
Source: RefSeq, a predicted model, not a curated record
UGUGAAGGUCUUGUUCAGUUUUGUUUGAAAAGCAGCCCAUUUCAGGUGGAAAACUUUCACGUAAGAAUUUCCCUACCAGAACAGUCUUUUUAAAGUGAAGCCACCACAUGGAGGAAUCUGGUCUCUAGAUCUCACUGGCAGGAUGUGGUAUUCUUAAUCUGAUUUCCAUGCAAGGCGAAGAAACAAUAAGAGAAGAGCCACCUCCGGAGCUCACAGCAGGGCUUUCUCUCCCACCAUCUCCUGUUCCCUCACACAGCACGAUCCAGCGCAGGUUCACCUGGGAGGCGGAGCGGAGAGGAUGGCCAUUCCGGUCCCUAAAGAAAACAGUUUGCCCUUGCCAGCCCUGAGCCGCCCUCUGCGGCUGGGGAUGCUGUAUGACUGGCGCAGCGACACCCUCAUCCCAGGAAUUACUCUUUGGGACUAUGAGACUUUACAGAAAGACGUGCGUGUGCAACCUCAGCCCAAGACAGAAUGCCAAAUACUUGCAUCCGACAACUAUGACAACUUGGCCUCUGCUCUUAGCCUCACUUUGCCGCUUAAGACAAGUUUAUUAGCAGGGAAGGUUGACUUGAACGGAUCUGCUAGAUACUUAAAGGACAGGAAGAAAUCCAAAAACCAAGUUCGCGUUGUCCUCCACUACUCCAUCACCACACACUUUAGGGAGCUGACCAUGAGCCAUUUAGGACCUCAGAACAUUGCCUACCCAGAAGUAUUUGAACAGGCUGAAGCCACCCAUGUGGUCACUGCUGUGCUCUACGGUGCUCAGGCCUUCUUUGUGUUUGACCGAGAGGUAGCUUCAUCGGAGAAUAAGGAAGAAAUAGAGAAAGAGUUGAGAGCCACUGUCCAAACAUUGUCUGAAGAGUCAAAGGGUGGAGAUGGAUGUGCCACUGUCCUAAGGAAAGAGAAAACUAACACAGAAAACUUCAGGUGCACAUUUUAUGGUGACAUUACUCUUGAGAACAACCCAAUUACUGAUUCUGAUGUUAUGAAGAUCUAUUCCAACUUCCCCAAACUCCUGGGCGAGAAUGGAGAGAAGGCGGUGCCGGUGAAGGUGUGGCUGUAUCCUCUGGCCAAGCUGGACCACAGGGCACCGCAGCUGGUCCGAGAGAUCAGCGUGGGCCUCAUUACCAGAGCUGAGGCUGCUGUGGAGCAACUGAAAGACUGUGAAAUGCAGUGCCAAGACCUGGUGGGGACGAGUGGAUCACGUUUCCCUGUGAUGAGCAAGAAAAUUAAGCAUUUCCAAAGUCUGUGCAAGCAACACAGAGAGAUAUUCCAAGAUCAACUGGCAGGAAUUCUGCCAGCCAUUAGAGGAGGCAGGCAAGAAGAAGCCGUCUUGAGAGACAUUUUGACCAGGGAAGAGCAGUCGCCAUUCAGUCCGGCAUAUCUCACCGAAUUUUUGCGGGGAAAGAGUGCAGAGAUGGAUUUUGUGAACUGGUGCUGUACUUCGGUAGACAAUGUAGACAUCAUCCCUUAUAAAAAUAAGCUCAAAGAAGUGUUGUUUUAUCAGAAGUUUAAAUUUCUUGUGUCUUUUACAUUCACAUCCUUAAAAAAAGAGGAGCCGUAUCUACAAGAUUUGGAAGAAUGGAUUAAAAAAACAUCUGAUCCAGAAUAUACCACUUCUGCUUAUGAGAAACCAAAAUCACAGCAGUGGUUUGAGGAUGAUAGGGUAUUUGAUAAGGCCCGGGAAUGUAUAAAGUCUUUCUCAGGCUUUGCCAAAUUCAAUAAGAAAAAUGGGAAGACUCAGUUCAUCAUCUCCUCAGCCCCAGAUGAGGACAAUCCUGGAGUGUCCAUUUACCUGUAUGAAGAUGGGAAACUGGUUAGCCGCAACUUUGAACCACCCUCCACACCUCUUCCUCUCCAGAUUGGUGAAAUCAGACAUGACGGUGUGCAGUUCUUGUUUGAGCCAACGUCUGACAAUAUAUUGGGCUAUUGGGUUGAGUACAGGAUCUUAGAGCAGGAGAACUGGACAGCUUUGGAUAUAAAGAAGAGUGAGGAGAUAUAUCUAAUGAGAGACCUACUCCCCAAUACUAACUACAAGUUCCGCCAUGCUGUCAGGAGCAAAGUAGGUUUCAGUCUCAGAAGCAGAGAGAGCGAAGUUGUGAAGACGCUUCCCACUGAUCCACCUGGGAAACCCCAAAUGCUUACUGUGAGCUCUUCUGACAUCCGUGUUACCUGGAAGAUUCCUGGUGUCAUUGGAGAGGGAGCUGUUAUAAAGGAGUACGCAGUGGAGUACAGAGAGGAGGCUGGAAAGGAAAGUCACGAGGGCAAAGACAAAUGGAAUGAGAAAAGGACAGGGAAGACGGCAACUGUCUGUCACUUUGACGGGCUGAAGCCUCAAACGCCCUACAGAUUCCGAGUCUCAGCAGUGUGUGCGGAUGGAGCUCUGAGUGCUCCCAGUGAGGAAGUGGCGGUUGCAACAUCAACAGAGGAAGAGGAAAGGGAAAACAGACCAGCGCAUCAAUACCUCCAGAAAAGCACCCUGGUAGAAAAUGGGCAGCCAGCGGUGUACGCUCUUCCUUUGCAAAAGGCCACAUCAGAUGCUUCAGCAUCCUGCCCAACAUACCAGCUAGGAGAAGAGAACGUGGAAAAGCCCACCAAAGUCAUCAUGGUGAUGGGUGCUUCAGGGUCUGGGAAAACCACCCUCAUUAACGGGAUGAUCAACUACAUCCUGGGUGUGCGAUGGCAAGACAAUUUCCGAUUCAAACUUGUUCAAGAAGUUACAAACCAAAGGCGAGAAGAAAGCCAAACAUCUGAAGUGACUGCUUACGUGGUGAAUUAUCAAGAGGGUUUCCAAGUCCCUUAUUCUCUCAUGAUCAUUGACACUCCGGGAUUUGGAGAAAGACCAGGCGUAGGGCAGGGCAAAUGGUUAAUAAUGCAGAUCAUCAAAUUUUUAUGCACUUCAGGAUGCACUGACCAUAUUGAUGUGGUCUGCUUUGUGACUCGGGCCUCCUUUGAUCAUGUGACUUGUGCCCAGAAAUACAUUUUUGAUUUUGUUUCCUACAUUUUUGGGAAAGAUAUAAAGGACAACAUCCAAGUCCUGGUCACAUUUGUGGAUAGGCAGACCCCCCCUGUCCUAGAGGCCAUUAAGGAAGCAGAUGUGCCAUGCGCGAAAGAUGCCAGAGGCAGCCCCGUGCACUUCAAGUUCAAUAAUUCAGCACUGUUUGCUAGCAAUCUUGCGGAGCAUGGAGGCACCCCAAAUUUUGAUGAAACAUUCUGGACACAGGGCACUAGUAGCAUGGAGCUCUUUUUUGACUCAUUAAACAACCUGGAAACAAAAAGCUUAGUUUUGACAAAGAAAGUCCUCAGAGAGUGGAAAGUGCUGGAAAUGGCUGUGGGAGGGCUGCAGCUCCAAAUCCAGGCUGGAUUGGUGAGGCUGGAAGCUCUGAGAAAGACCCAGGAAGCUCUGGGUCAGCACAGGAAGCAAAUGGCCGCCAACAAAGACUUUAAAUUUGUGAUAGAAAAAGUUGUGCCCAUGCAUCCCAACAGCUUUGGUUCUAGGGCAUCCAGAACCAGCUGCCAAGGAUGCCUCUUCACCUGCCACUAUCCCUGUCAGUGUCCUGAUGAGGAAGACAAGCGGACAUGUCAGGCUAUAGAUCAGCUGACCGGGAAAUGCAGGUUUUGCCCCGGGAGGUGUGCCUGGAAUGUGCACUUCUGCCAGAAGUAUUGGCUGGAAUACAAAACCGUCAAAGAGGAAAAGUUCUACAGCGAGCUGAACCAAAGCUAUCCACAUGCUUCUGCAGAGGCGAUGACAGAAGAGAAGAUGCUUCAACAUCUGAGCCAGGAAUAUGAUGAGGGGAAAGAAGCCUUACUGGGACUCAUCCAGAGAUCGUCUCAAGGCCUCCAGCGUCUGCAGGAAAUUGCCUUGAAGCCCAAGCCGCUCUCCACCCCAGAGUACAUCGACCUGCUCAUCGAGGCAGAAGAACAGGAGCAGAAGUCUGGGUACGUGGGAAGAAUCCAGUCCCUGAGAGAAGUGAGGGAAAUGUCUGAGCUCAGAGAGCAGACUGCCGGCGGUCAAGGUGCCCCCGCCUUCUGAGGGGAGAGCAGGGAACGCUGCUGGACAGGAGGGGGCAAUCCCUUUGCACCAGCUCUCUGGUCUCAGGAAGCUGCUUUCACCUGAGUCCUUCCCCAUUGGUCCAUGUCGCUCAGUGCUGUCGACACUGAACUGUAUCACAAAAUCCACAUAAGUGCGGAUUCUGAAGGAUGGCUGGCCUUUCGUUCUCAUUUAGUACAUUCGGCUUGAAAUGUGAACUGUCGAAAUUCGCACCCAUCCCUAGGAGGGAUACAUAUGCAAUAAUAAAUAAAAAUAAAACAAAAUACCCCUAGCUAGGCCAUGUAGGUGGCUUCCUGUUAGAAAACAGUCAAGCACACAUAUUUUGGGGAAGGGGGUGACCUGCAUGAGCAGCUAAGCGCAACGCUAGUGCAGGGUGGCAAAGCAGCGUACAGAGAGAUGCUGCUGCUCCUGCGUCAUGGCUGGGAAGGAACGGCAACGUCAGACUGGAGGACUUGCUCCUCGUCUUUGUGGGGGGCCACAGCAGAGGCCUGCAGGGCGAUGGGCACCUCUGCCGGCGGUCAAAUGCUUAAAACAUUUCUGUUUAGGCAAACCCAUCCAGAGAUAUGUUGACAUGUUUUAGUUUAGUGUUCAUUUUAAUUUUAAAUGUUUUUAAUUACUUCUUUUUAACUUGAUAAUUUUAAUAUUUCUUAUAAACCAAUGAGAGGUUUUAUUACAAUUAAGUUGUGGCAUAUGCAUUUUGUUAAAAUAAUAAAAGAAGGAGGUGUACUAGCCCCAAAGGACGAUGCUAACGUUCUCCCCUGUCAGGUACCCUGUCCCUAACACCUUUGGUUUUGAGUGUGUGUGCAUGGCAUUGGGUCAGGGAGACAGAGUUGGGACCCUGUUGGUGUACCGCCCACCCUGCUGCCCAACAGUCUCCCUCCCUGAGCUGGUGGAGCUGGUCUCGGCAUUGGUGUUGGAGUCCCCCAGGCUGAUUGUUUUGGGUGAUUUCAACAUACAUGCCGGGGCUAGACUCAUAGGUCCGACUCAGGACUUCAUGGUUGUCGACAACCAUGGGGCUGCCUCUAAUAUCUCUGAAUGCAUGUGGCAGGACACACACAUGAUCUUGUGUUUUGUUUGGGACAGGAAGAAGGUGAUCUGAGGGUUGAGGGGUUCUUAGUGACUCUGUUGCCAUGGACAGAUCACCACCUGAUCAGGUUCAGACUUUGUGCCCUCGGUAACCUUUGCAGGGGUGAAGGGCCGACUAAGAUGGCCCGCCCCCGGAGACUUAUGGACCCAGAUGGUUUCCUGAAUGCUCUGAGGCGUGUUCCCAACAUGGCUGGCGCUACUGCCGAAGCCCUGGUCAAUCUCUGGAAUACAGAGGUGACCCGGGCAGUGGACACUAUUGCUCCAAAGCCCCCUCUCCCACCAGGAAGGCCCGUAAUACACCUUGGUUUACUCGAACUUUGGGCCUGAUGAAAUGGCAGGGACAACGGCUACAGCAAUGAUAGAGAUAAACUCAGUCUGUUUCUGACCGAACACAGGCUAGAGCUCAUUUUUGAGCCUAUCAUGUGGCGGUGAUGGCAGCAAAGAAAGUUCAUUUCUCUGCCACCAUUGCGUCUGCUCAGUGUCGUCCAGUGAUGCUUUUCCGGGUGGUCCGGGGUCUUUUGGGCUCGGGCCCUACAUGAGACUCUGAGCCCUCAGUCGCUUGUUGUGACAUGUUUGCAAGGCACUUUGCAGAUAAAAUUGCUCGCAUCCAGACUGACUUAGACUCCUCAUUAACUACAGUUGUGCCAGAUGUCUCUGAGGCUUCCUCUGGUCGCCUUUCUACGAAUACUUUUCAGCUUGUAAAGCCUGAGGAUGUGGACAGGACUCUGGGAGAAAUGAGGGCCACUCCCUGCUCACUUGACCCUUGCCCAUCCUGGCUAAUUGAAUCUGCCAGAUUGGGCGUGGCUGGCUGGCUGGCAUAUAUGAUUAACAGUUCCCUAAGGGAAGGUUCUAUGCCAACUUUGUUGAAGGAGGCUGUGAUUAGACCGUUGUUAAAAAAGCCUUCGUUAGAUCCUGCGGAUCUUAACAACUUUUGACCAGUCUCUAAUCUUCCCUUUCUUGGCAACGUGAUAGAGAGGGUGGUGGCUGCUUCCUGGAUGAAUUGGAUUAUCUAGACCCUUUUCAAUCGGGCUUCAGGCCUGGUCAUGGGACAGAGACUGCCCUGGUCGCUCUGCUUGAUGACCUAUGGUGGGCAUCAGACAGGGGGAGUGCAUCCGUUGGCGCUGCUGAACCUCUUGGCGGCCUUUGAUACCAUCAGUCAUGGUAUCCUUCUGAGCCGUCUUGCUGGGAUGGGUCUAAGAGGCACUGUUUUACAGUGGCUCCGUUCCUACCUGAUGGACAGGACCCAGAAAGCGGCGCUGGGAGACUACUGCUUGACCCCCUGGCCAUUGGCCUAUGGGGUACCACAGGGUUCCAUUCUGUCUCCCAUGCUCUUUAACAUUUGUAUGAAACCACUGGGAGAGGUCAUCUGGAGCAGCCAGAAUGUUAACUGGAGCACGGCGCAGGGAGCAUAUAUGACCCCUGCGCUUUAUCGACGCCAUUAGCUCCCAAUUUCUUCCCUGGGCCAAUUCAAAGUGCUGGUUUUGACCUUUAAAGCUGUAAAUGACCUUGGACCAGUGUACCUGAGGGACCAUUUACGUCCAUAUGUUCCUGCCCUGGAUUUAAGAUCUUCUGCCUCUGGUCUCCUCUGCGUGCCUGGAAUGAAAGAUGUUAGACUGACAGGCAUGUGGGAGAGAGCCUUUUCAAUUGUGGCUCCCAGGCUUUGGAAUUCCCUGCCUCAAGAAGCCUGUUUUGCUGCCUCCCUGAUGGUUUUCCGGAAACUUGUGAAAACUAUCUUGUUCCCGAGUACCAUUGGGAAGAACUGAUGGGUGAGCCUGACACUGUUUUUACGCUUUUUAAAAAAAUUUUUUAUCUUCAUUUACAUGUUAUCUUUUGAGUCCUUUUACCAUCACUCUCCCAUA